This is a messenger RNA of Bemisia tabaci, 4880 nucleotides long. RefSeq lists its product as uncharacterized. The record is from RefSeq and is a predicted model, not a curated record. NCBI's taxonomy places the organism in Eukaryota, Metazoa, Arthropoda, Insecta, Hemiptera, Aleyrodidae.
UUCUGUCAUAUCCAGUGAAAUAAUGACUGCCAGUUCUAGCCCGGGCAAGUACGCAGUUUACGUGCCUCGUUGUGAGCGAUACUCGCCGUUUUGAUUUGGAUAAUGUGAUCUUGUGCAUCGACUAUAGUUUUUCCUUUUGGAUUUUUCCUACAACGUGGUCAAUAGAUCUAAAUUGGUGCCAUGGAGCAAAGCAUAGUUGCUUUCCUCCUCACUUUUGUUACACUUUUCACAUCAGAGUUAAAUGCUCAAUUCUCUCAGAUCCGGUCGGAGAUUCCUGCAGCACUACUCGACUGCUACAGGUAUCCGGAGCUCCUCCAGAGGGAACACCUCCUGCCGAUGACCACCAAUGUCCUCAUCGCACUCAUCAGGAAAAUCGAGCGCUAUCAGGGCACCAAUUUAGACGCUCGUACCACUUCCCUCGGCCUAAUUCACAAAUUUCGAAUUGACGGCAUCGAGAGACAGCCAAAUGUUGAGCACACAGAGCACAUUAUACCUUACGCGACAAAGAGGCCGGAAUUCUUUAAGCAAAAAUUACUGCUCGAAAAAUUCCUGCCAAGCAGAUAUGAUGUUCUUUUAGACAGCCUGAGUCUAGUUGAACGGUGCUCUCUACACUGGAUGAUGAGUAACUCGGUAGAUCCGUGGGAGCGAGGCGAUGAAUCCUUCACCUGCAGUCGCAUCCAGACAGGUGAGUACCGAGAAGGGGGCAGAUUCCGACGGUCCCCGAAACCGAUCCCUGGGGACCCCGCCGUGCAGCAGAGCUGGGACCCCCUCGCUUCCAGGGAUCGAGACCCCCUUGGCUCCCGGGACCAGCAGUACUCCAGAGACUCCUCCUUCUCUAGAGAUCCUCUUUCUCGGGACCAGCAAUACUCAAGGGAUUCCCAGUACCAGAGGGACUACGAAGGAGCCCUCAACCGGGAACCAUCUUGGGAUGCUGGCUUCAGACAACAGCAGCCGCAGCAGCAACCUCAGGACCCUCAAGUCUUCCAACGGGAUCCAAGCUACACAGGGAGUAGUUUUGGAUCAAGAGUGAAUCAGGGGAACUACGAAAUUCCGUACAAUCAGGCUGGACUCAGUACAUGCCCCACCGAAAACGGUGUCUUAUUCAGCAAAUAUGGGGCUUACAAGGCUGGUAUGGUGAUAGCAGGAAUAGCAGCCGGACUCCAGCCGCAGAACGUGACGCUGGGCAACGUGCUUUCCAGCCGGGAGCCCUUCGGUGGCCGCGGCACGAGCAGCCUCUACCAGCAGCAGCGCCCGGGCUCCGUGUAUCGAAGUCAGCAGCAGUAUGGACUCUCCAUCGACAACAGAUGGGCCGCCACAGUUGCAGGUGAAAUAGCUCUCAUGGUGCUGCUGAAGACACCGACUGGUUUGCCGAGCAUGCGCGUGGGUUUGAGUGGCGGAUGGAAUGACACUUGUGUGCCCAAAUGGUAUUUCCUUAGAGAACCUUACCACGAGACCAUUACCGACACACAAGUCCGUGGAUCAGUCGAUGGUAUCGUGCUAGCUUACAAAAUGAACGACAUCACCAGGAUUGACAAUACGAUCAAACUUUCACAGAUUCUGGACAUGUACUACUCUGAGCAAGGAGUGUUCGAUUCUUUGAUCAAUGCUGGAAAUCGGGCUCAACUUUUCGCCAGUCUAGCUCCACCGUCUUACGUCCAAGACCAGUCGUUCAACUUCGCAUUAAGUUUGAACCCGGAACUGCCAUCAUCUGUCUCAUUUGCUGACAACAAUAUCAUCAGCACUGCAACGCAAACUGUUGCAUCUAGCUUUAGCGGUUACCUAGCCAAUUUGUCGCCUCGGUCUCAGCAACAAGGAUACAGAACCGGGCCGCAGCCAGAGAGCGUCGUCGAUCUGUACCUGGUCCUCGACUUCAUGUGGGAGUUUCUAGAGGCUCGCAGGAUCCUCACAUAUUUGGUUGACCAGUUCGACAUCAGCCCGCAGAGCAGCAGAUUCUUCCUGGUUAAUGGACGGGAUGGCAACAUAGUGAUAAACGCAACUUAUUCUUGCUUGGAUUUCCAUCUCAAUUUCACAGAAAACGCAUACCGAGCUCAACCGACGGGCUAUGACCAGCUGCGAGUGCUCAUGGAGCUGCGGCAGCACUUCAAAUGGCGCAUGGACGUAGACCGAAUCAGCAACCAGGGCGGUGGAUCGCCGCGCGUCGUUCUCUUCAUGCCCCAUGUCACUUCCGUCACUUAUGACAAAGACAGAGACGACCUAUGGAGUAUCACAGAGGACUUCAGGCGAAACCUUCCAGAUGUGCAUUUUAUAACUACUGGUGCCAAAGACAGGUCCGGUCUCAGUUUGUAUGAUGACUACAAAGACGUGUUCACUUUAUACCUAGCAGAUCUGCGCGGCUCCGUGGAGCCGAUUGUAAAUAGGAUUAAUCAGAUGCCAAAAAGAAUCAUCAACCCUCUAUGCGGAGCCAACUGGUAUGCUCAAAGUUGGUCGGUUCCAAGAAAUACCUACUUCAACUAUAUAGGCACCAACAGCAUCCAGUAUUUCAGAUUGCAUCCCAACUACUUCUUCAACUCGGAGGUGUUCAGAAUAAAGGUGCAAGGCUUCGGGUAUGGCAUGAUAAACGUGUGCCAUAGUCGGACGAAUGAGCGACCCUCGGCGAAUAGCACCUACUUGCAGGACAUCACGUGUCGACAGAUCAACACGGACUCGUACAUCAUCGAGAUCGGAGAGCCGUGCGUCGAUUUCGACUACGCCAUCCAAUGUCCACCGCUCUUCAUCUCCGUUGCCUCCGGUCGGCCCACCAUCCAACAAGCCUUCAGAUGCAACGAGGACAAUUGCAGAAACCCAGCUCAGAUCAAAUUCUCCAUCAGCUCAGAGGGUCUCACGUGCCACAGCGGAGCGGCGUCCAUGAAAAUUCACCCUCACUCAGUCAUCUUCGCCACUCUUGCGUCCCUUCUUGUGUUCUUUUCGAAAUCAAAAUUAGUUUAAGAACUUGGUAAUAGACAGCGGCAUGUAAAUCAUUCAUUACGUGCCUCAGACUUGGUCGAUGUUCCAUCUAGUAAUAUGAAGCUUGAGAAUGUGCUUAUGUGUUGUGAUCUCUGCCGAGUGACUAGAGAAGUCCUCGCAGUGUGACGUUUGAGUAAAGUGUGUCAUUAUGCUGUUAUUCCGCAGCUACAUCUCAAGUGAUAGUUUUCUUCCUUCAAUUUAAUGUCAUGUUACCUUGUAUCGAUCUCUCUUCUACCGUUUUUCCUUGGGUCGUUUUUUUAAGUACGAAUGCAUAUUCCGAUUGCAUUUUGGAACAGACGCACCCUAGUAAUGAAGGGGGGGGGGGUUAAUUAUAAUGAAUCCGUCCAGCAAAAGCACCCCUAGCGGAUGAAAAAAAUGAUCGACGUAUGGACUGAAUUAAACAGAUAAGAACCAAGUCACAUUUUAGGGGGAAUAGUAGUGAGAGAUGAUAGUUUUAAAUGGCCACAAAUUUUCUUUUGUCAAAAUCCAAACGCGAAGAUAAAUAUUUUGAACGCAUCUCUGACUAGUAACUAUCCUAGCAAGUUAGUGACGCUAUCUUUCGUCUUUUAUCUAUUGAUUCUAGAUAACAUAGAAUGCUUCAAAUGCUUCAUCUAUAUAUGUAAAAUCAACGGUUUUGAUGGCUUUCAUUAAAUGGACAAAAGAUAUGUUGCUAACUUUCAAGAGUAGCCACUGUCUUUGGCACUGAGUUUAGUGGAGAAAUAAAACUUUGAAGCUCUGAUCCUUUCUUUUAUUCCAGGAUUACUUGGUAGUCUCUCUGUUGAACGCAAUUAUUAUUUGUAACACAUGCGAUAAUCAUCUACUACGCCUGCCAUCCUUUUCGAAACACGUAAUCCAAAUAGACUAAUUGAAAAGAGAAUUGAACCUUCAGAUUUUUGUAAUAAAACGCAUAUCUUCUAGAAUAAUUCAGAGUGGUCCAUAAGUCCCGUACAGCUCGCAACAGGCAUCAUCCUAGCGUGUAAAUUUUGAGCAAAUUGAGUCAGAACCUUAUAAUUUUGUGAGUACUCUUAAGUCAAAAGAAACAACUUUCGGGAUUCCCCAAAAUUUUUAAGGGGGGCAAGAACCUAAGUGGUUUCAGGGGUGGUGCAGGACUUUUGGAUCACCCUGUGUACUAAAACAAACAGGGAAGCAGACGUAUGUCUAAACCUUGUAAUAGCUGUUCUUCACGAUUUCCUGCGAUCCUUAAAAUGCCAAAAAACCAACGCAGUGUAUGUGCUUUUUCUUUAGACUUGGUUUUUCAAAGUUCCAAGCCCAGUACAAAAAAUCAGCACUGAGUUCCCCUGCUUUCCAGCAAUAUGGUAACUGGUCGCCUCAAAAAAGUUUAAACUUAAAAUGUUGCUUCAGCGGCAAGUUCAAAUCCAAUUCGAACUGAGGAUGUACGGUAACUAAUUUUAGACUUAAAUUUAAAUUUCUUAUCCUAAAAUUCCCUAUGAAAUGUGACGUUGCCUGUUUAGCGCAAAUGCGCGCGAGAUGACUCAAAACUUCGAGGCAAGACCACAGACCACAGGUUUGAAUAAUUGCCCAAGAUGACCUCAAAACUCCUAGCUCGAACAGACUACAAUCCAAAGAAUCUGAAGAUGUAUCUCUUUAUCUUCGUAGGGAGUUUAAGGGAGACCGCAGGGUGAAUCCUAGUACACCAUGGGGAGGCUUGUUUACAGGAGUCUCAAUGAAGCCAUGACGAAAUCAUCACCGCGUAUUACCCUCCUGUUUAAAUACCUACCUCUAAAGGUCCAGAACCGGCGGAGAGUUUGACUGCCGUUUCGAAGAUCAAUUGAAUCAAGUUCAUAUACUUGAAUAUUUCUACUUUUUAUACAGUUUUGUAAUUCAUUUUAGGUUUAAAUUGCGUGAUUAUUAAUUCAUAUUCAUUUUUUGUAAAAUAAAAAUGGUACAAAAGUCAA